UCGCGUGCGGCUGAAAAUCGAUAGCAGGCAACGCGCGCUUCCACAUAUCAAAUUGUAACUGUUGCUCGAACUACUGGUGUUGCAGUAGCGCGUUCGAGUUCCGUUCACACAGGUUCACUCCGGAUAUACAAGCAUACAUACAUACAUAUGUACGCGUGGGAUUGCGAACGAAGCUGAAAGUGGUUUUUCCUGAAAAGUAAAAGCGUCCAACUACUACAUAACCCGACACGUUUGCCACCACGCCAGGCUUUCGGCAUCCCAUUCCGCCAACAUCGCCUUGGACUUGUACGCCUAACGACAUUGAAGUCGCAUUUGAAUUUUGAACGAGUUCGCAACUUCAAGAAGGAAAAAAUCGUUAUUUUUUAUUGUGAAAAAUUGUUACAACAAAAUUAUUCGCAUACAUUUACAACUGAGAGUUAACGCAUGCGCAGUAUUUUGUUAUUUUUGCGCGCAACUGUACGCGCGUUCAGUCAGUCGCGAUUAGAUAUUGACAGCGUCAGGACGCGAUUAAAAACUUUGCACGCGCAUUGCUCAAACGGGAAGUAAAUAUAUAUUCAACAGGAAAUAACUGUUAAGGACUCAUUUGCAAGAAGUGUGCGGAAAUCAAAUAAAAUAGCAUUUUUUGUUGUAAUAAGUAAUAACAAUCCAGUGCAGUGUUAUAGAGACACAUUUGAGUUAAAUAUGAAUUAAAUACUAGGAAGCGUUUUAAUAAAAGAAAUUCACAAUAAAUAUUUAUAAAGACAACAUUGGCAAGUCUUGAGAUUGCGACAGAAAUUUAUAAAAUUUCCAAAAUCUCUAUUUUAAUUUUAUUUUAAUCAACAAAUAUGUCACGUCUCUACAUUGCCACAGUGCUACUGCUGCUUGUUCCCUCGGUAUUGUCAGCGAGCACAUUUUUCACCGUUACAUCACGCAAAGUAAAGCGCACAGGAAGCUAUUUAAGUGUACCACCCCCACUGCCACCACACCCCCAAUCUCAAUCACACGCUCAAUCUCAACCUCACCAUCCACCGCCACCUCAACCACAGCCACAACCAUCCCCGGCCACUGCUGCUUCACAUCGUGUGGAACACGAGCCUUAUCCCUACGAAGACAUUAACGAGCAUGAUUAUCACUCUCAGCCAGAAAUAGACCAUUACGAAACCGAUUUCAAGCCCACACAAACACUUUCACACUCCAAUGUGCACAGUGCCCCCACCUCUUCGAAAUUUCUCAUUGACAAUGGUCUCCGUAGUAUUGCCAAAGGUUCCGCCGAUCAAGCAAACUCUGCAGUUGCCAGUCAAAAUGCUGCCGGUAAACAAGCCGCCUACGUGGCGAAGAGUACGCUAGCACAGGCGGCCGCGCAAGCAGCCGGUACCGCAGUGGCUGUGCUCAAAGGUAAGGAGGUACUUUUGCGACGACUCGAAGAUCAAAAUGUAGACGAACACAAAAACUUGGAAGGCGAAUUGUCGCAACUGCAACAGGCGAAACGUUCGGCCAAGACGGCGCAAUAUGCCGCACAACAAGCCAUUAAUCACGUAUCGGUGCUAACGGCGACGCUUAACAAUGCACAAUCUGCUGCGGAGCUGACACAGAGGGCAGCUUCUGAGGCAGCUGCCGAGUUGGCAUCACAAAUUGAUAUGGUGGCACAGGCUAAAUCGAAGUUGGAACAAAUAGAAUCACAACUCUACACUGCGCGUUUGGAUUAUGAGGAGACCAAGGAAGCGGCAGAGAAGGCCACAUCGUCGGCGCAAGAGGCGCAAAUCAAUGCUAACGAUGCCGCAGUGCAUGCGAACGUGGAGCUCAGCGAGUCGGUGAGUGUGGAUGCGCAUGAUAAAAGCGAUUACACUGUGGGCACGGUGCUUGCCGUGGACUCCGUGCAACAUGGCAGCGUUGAAGGAACGCAUAAGAAGAAAUAAUCUCGU
This is a messenger RNA of Bactrocera dorsalis (oriental fruit fly), 1901 nucleotides long. RefSeq lists its product as uncharacterized. Lineage: Eukaryota; Metazoa; Arthropoda; Insecta; Diptera; Tephritidae. The record is from RefSeq and is a predicted model, not a curated record. The coding region runs from base 825 to 1895 and encodes 356 amino acids. The transcript has 3 exons.